Molecule: messenger RNA, 2308 nt
Organism: Lingula anatina
Lineage: Eukaryota; Metazoa; Brachiopoda; Lingulata; Lingulida; Lingulidae
Cellular component (GO): cytosol
Molecular function (GO): oxidoreductase activity; FMN binding
Source: RefSeq, a predicted model, not a curated record
AUCUAUGGUACAAAAAGCUGGGUGAUUUUCUUGAGCCUUUAUUACGGAUCCUGUGCUAGAAGAAAACACCACAGCCGGUUAAUAGCAGAGCCAGGACUUCCAAGAAAAACAGCAGACUUUGUCAGCCACAGUCAGAAUUCUGCGAAUAUAGAGAAUCUAAGAUGGCCGUCAACAAGCUUAAAGUUAUCAUGUUCCUCGGGACCGUGCGGGAAAACCGUAUUGGGGAACGAGUUGGGAUCUUCAUGAAAAAAAUCUUGGAGGAAACGGACCACGAAGUGGAAGUCAUGGAUCCAAAAGAGAUCGACUUCCCAUUGCUAAAGAAGGCCUUUCACCAUUAUGAUGAUCCGUCAGAUGCGCCCCAGUUUUUACAGGACUGUAACGCCAAGAUACAGGAGGCUGAUGCUUUUGUGGUCGUCUCUGCCGAAUAUAACCACAGUAUCCCGCCAGCUUUGUCCAAUAUGAUGGAUCAUUUUAGUCCGUCAGUGUACGCCUAUAAGCCGAGCGGGAUUGUCAGUUAUUCUCCGGGUCAGACAGCUGGGGUCAGAGCUGCCAUGCAGCUGCGCAGUUUUCUCGGCGUCCUCGGCUGCAUGAGCGUCCCCAGUAUCUUCGGCAUCCCGCAAGUGCACGAGGCCAUCGACGCGGACGGCGAACCGCUGAACAAGCGCAUGAGAGAGGGGGCGCUGGAGAUGGUGCAAGAGCUUGACUGGCACGCCCACGCCAUGAGGAAUCACAGGAUGAAAGUGGGCGUCCCCACCCAGUAAAUGAAACAUUUUUGGACUUAUUACUUUGUUUGUUUUGUUUUGUUUUCAAAGCUUUCUAAGUUAUGGCAUCUUUCUGUUUGUUUUCUUUUUUUAGUUCUUAAUCAUUGUACAUGCGUUCACACUGGUGAUGUUUCAGACCAAAACUUUAGGUCACCAGGUACUCGAAUUAUUAGAAAGACAAUGGGGACUCACUAGUUGAAGCUUAGCUUUUUAAUGAAAUAGUUUGUGUUGUCUGAACAGCUGUUUUAGGUUAAUCAUCGAUAUGUAGCAUGCCCCAUAAUGCCAAACACCAAACAUUUUACAUGGGAACAUUUAUCUAUAUCAGUAUUUACAAUGUUAAGUUAUACAAAAAGGUAACAGUUUGAGUGCAACUUAUUUUACAAUUUAUCCAAUGAAUCUUUUUGGAAAUACCUCCUGGAAAAUAUUACAAUUUUUUGUUUGAUUUGAUAGUCAAACAAUAUGUUUUCCCAUGAACACUUGAUUUUGUUAAUACUUGUGUAUCUGCAACACCAUGUAUAUAUUACUGUACGUUACUGUUUGUAAAACGCACUGCAUUAUCGCUCACAUAACGCGUUGGCCAUUUUUGAAUACUUUACAUGGUCACAAAUAAAUGUUAGAAGAUUAUUUUAUAUUUUGUAUAAAUUAUUUUGCAUGAAGUUCUGUAAGGAGCUUACCACCCUCGCCUCCAUUGGUAAUACUGGCCAAGUUAUAGACUAUCGUGUGGCAGUUAAGAUCCCAAAUCAAAUCAGUCCCCAGGCAGUGGCGGUCCCAGGAAAUAAAGGGCCUAGGCAAUUCAGGCACCAAGCAGUUAAGGCACCAUGCAGGAAGUAAAUAAAGCAGGAAGUGCAAGUUCCGGGGAAUAAAUUCCUAGGAAAAUGAAGGCUCCAGACAGAAAGACUUCAGAAAAUAAAGGCACCAGGCACCGGAAAGCACAAACAUCAAGAAAUAAAGACACAAGUCAGGAAACGAUGUACCCAGGCAAUGAAGGCACCAGGAAAUAAAGAAACCAGGAAGUUAAGGCACCAGGAAAUAAAGAAUCCAGACAAUGAAGGCACCAGGAAAUAAAGAAACCAGGAAGUUAAGGCACCAGGAAAUAAAGAAUCCAGGAAGUUAAGACGACAGGCAGUUUAAAUUAAAGGCUUCAGACGGUAAAGGCCACAGAAAAUCAAAAUUUCCAGCUGGCGAUGAAUUAACAUGGGCUACUCACAGCACAGGCACCACGCAAAAUAGAGCCCAAGCAGUAGGGGUCCCAGGCAAGGGUGACACUGUUCAAAGUGACCAUGGGUGACAAGCAACGUGGAUUCUUUCACCGCCACUUCUUACUUCUCUGUCAGUAUCGGGUGACGUACAUGUAAUUACCCUUUGAUGAAAGAAGUAAAUGUCCAUCUUGUGUUCCUCUACGUUGCAUACAGGUUUCUAGUUGUAUUAUUGCUCCGGAAAGGCCACCUCACAAGUUAAUCAAUUGCAUUGAUCAUCAUUUGUAAAUUUAGUUUGCUUCAUUCGGCAUGAUUUCGUUUUGUAAUUGUGUUAGACAAAUAAAUAAAGUU